UGACUAAAAACAAAUCCAUUGAAACUAAAAUUGAACAACUUGUAAAAGAAAAUAUCUAAAUUGGAUUGUAAUCAUACCCGCUCAACAACAUUAAAACAAGAAAAAAUAUUUGCCGAGAUUAAUGACCGUCAUUCUUCUAUACUGUUGCAACGUUGCAACGUUAUUAAUAUAUUUAAUUUAACUGAAACCCAGUCAACGGCUGACGACAAACUAAGUACUUCUAUUAUAUUUCGUCAAAUUUAUGUCAUUGUUGAUCCUAUAAGUGUUCUACGUUUGGGUAAAUUAUCAAAUAAAAAUAGGCGUUUUUUUUUGUAGUAAUAUUUCUUUAGAAAAUCAUGACAUUAUUGUUCUAUCGGAAACUUGGUUAUGACUUACGACUGCGAACUUGGUACUUCUUCCUAAUUAUAUCAUCUUCCGUUGUGAUAGAUGCAGUGUUUUAAAUAAUGUUACUAUGGAUGUUGUUCUAAUUGCUGUUAAAAACAAAUAUCAUUGCUGUCGUGUAACUAUCCAGAAUAAUAAUAUUGAACAACUAUUUGUAAAAUUUUCUUUUAUAUUCUUACUAGCUCUUCGAGCGUCGCUGGGGGAGACCCCAAACCCCCCGUGGUUGGCGAGGAGUGUUGUCGAUGUCGGAAGCUGCAGUGAUCUUGUGGUCUGGUCGUCGGUCUCGACUUUCGAGCUAGACAGUAGACGGUGUAAUGUGUAAAGGUGAUACGGAGUUAUGGUGAGAAAGGAUCUGUGAAUAGUGAUAAGAAUGGUGGAUUUGUGAUAAGGAUGGUUGAUAAGUGAUAAGGAUUUUGGAUUACUGAUAAGAAUGGUGGAUUAGUUAACCGGAGAGCUGUAAGUUUUUUACAAAUAAAAUUCAAAUAUUUCGGACGGUCCAACUAAUCAUACUGCUGCAGAAACCGUAAAUUAAGUAAUAAAUUACGUGAAAAAAAAAUGUAAAACAUUUCGAGCGUCCAUGCAAAUCAUAUAGCCGCCGUCUUUGUUUGAGUGUCUAGCAGAUAAAAAAAUGGUGCAACUCACUCCAAAUUUAGAAACAUUGCGCUCGGCAAUUCAUGAUUUUUCGUUUUCAAUGUAUAAGGAAGUAGCUAAAACUGAAACGGGAAAUAUUUUCUAUUCUCCAUUCGGUAUCCAUUUGAUUAUGUUUAUGGCUAGUACUGGAGCAACUUCAAAAACAUUUGAUGAAAUGGUAGCCACUAUACAUCUAAACGAAUCUUCUCAUUCAAUGGAAACAUAUAAAAAAUUAUUGGAAGGCAUAAAAAGUGGAUAUAAUAAUCUAAAGCUGGCAACAGGAAUGUUCGUUGAUACAGAUUUCGAUGUUAAAGAUAGUUUUGUGGAAAACUCUAAGAAAUAUUUAAAAUCUUCAAUAGAAAAAUUGGAUUUCAAGAAUAACCCAGAAAAACAGCGAAAAUAUUUAAAUAAUUGGGUUUUAAUCAAAACCAAUAACAUAAUCGAAGAUUUUUUUUCCAGCGAAGGUUCAAUUACUCGAGACACUGAUUUAGUAUUGGUGAAUGCUGUGUAUUUUAAAAGUGAUUGGGUACAUAAAUUUAAAGAUGUUUAUGAUGGCUAUUUUUAUGAGACUCCAAGCAACAAAGUAACAGUCGAAAUAAUGACUCUCACACGUGAUUUAAAAUACUAUCACGACACUGUUCUAAAGUUCAAAGCACUUGAAUUACCUUAUGAACACCAUGGUUUUAAAAUGAUAAUUUUACUACCCGAUGAUAAAGAUGGUUUGAAUAAUCUAGAAAAUAAUUUUUCAAAAUUUAAAUUACACGACAUUUCAGAGAAAAUGACCCAGGAAUAUGUUGAUGUCAAAUUACCUCGUUUCAAAAUAGAACAGUCACUGGAAUUAGAUAAAACAUUAUCCAAUCUUGGAUGUCCAACAAUGUUUACACCUGGAUCCGCAAACUUUUCUAACAUCGUUGAAGAUGGUAAACUGUAUGUGACUAAAGUCUCGCAUAAGGCAUGUAUUGAUGUAAAUGAAAACGGAACUGUAGCGACAGCAGUUACUGGUAUGUCACAUAUGGUUUUCUCAAGUCCGUGGUCAAGACAGUCUAAAUAUUUCGUUGUUGAUCAUCCAUUUAUAUUUUUUAUUUCAACUAGGUGUAAUUUCAUUAUGUUUGUUGGUCGAAUGACCAAAAUUGAUGAAUAUGUUAUGCCAUCUUAUUUCAGUUUUUUUAAGAAAAAUGGGUAAUUUUCUUUUUGAAUAACAUUAAUUAUGUUGAAUCAUAUAUAUUAUAUUUGUUCAUUUAUUUUGUUAGUAAUUGUUAUUGAUUUAUACUAAUAAAUUAGAUAAUAAAUAUUUUA
Metopolophium dirhodum (rose-grain aphid) is the source of this 2307-nucleotide messenger RNA. RefSeq names its product serpin B4-like. Gene Ontology annotation, molecular function: serine-type endopeptidase inhibitor activity. Lineage: Eukaryota; Metazoa; Arthropoda; Insecta; Hemiptera; Aphididae. The transcript is spliced from 8 exons. Bases 1010 to 2194 code for a protein of 394 amino acids. The record is from RefSeq and is a predicted model, not a curated record.